UCUCGCGCUAAAACAUCUUAAACCCUAAACCCUCACUCGGUUCUCUCUCUCUCUCAAAUUUUCUCUCUCCUCGCCAUGGCUUCCCUGGCGAGCAGAAGGAACCCUCUCCUUACAUCCUUACCUUACAUUCUCACAUGGAGGAAAUUCGGCUUCCGCACCAUUUGCAGUGGUCGCAUCGGCUUUGCUCCGUCGCCGUCGCUGUCGCUGUCGCCGUCCGAUUACGAAACCUCCGUUGCCGGCACGAAGGUUCUGGAAACAUUCACAGAAGAAUUCGAAAUCGGAUCACGGAGAUUUUCGUUAGAGACAGGAAAGAUCGCCCGAUUUGCUAACGGUGCAGUUGUUCUAGCCAUUGAAGAGACCAAAGUCCUCUCCACCGUUGCUUCAUCUAAAGGCGACUCCGUUCGCGACUUCUUACCCCUCACUGUUGAUUAUCAAGAGAAACAAUUUGCACAAGGUGUGAUUCCCAACACAUUCAUGCGAAGGGAGGGUGCUCCAAAAGAACGUGAGCUUUUAUGUGGUCGUAUCAUUGAUCGACCUAUACGACCACUUUUUCCUGCUGGAUUCUACCAUGAAGUCCAGGUAAUGGCAAGUGUUCUUUCUUCUGAUGGGAAGCAGGAUCCAGAUAUAAUGGCAGCUAAUGCAACAUCUGCCGCUCUUAUGUUAUCAGAUAUUCCUUGGGGUGGCCCCAUUGGAAUGAUUCGUAUUGGAAGGAUUUCCGGGAAAUUUAUUGUUAAUCCAAGCAUGGAUGAGCUCAACUUAAGUGAUCUCAACUUGGUUUAUGCCUGCACAAAGGAUAAAACUUUGAUGAUAGAUGUGCAAGCUCGUCAGAUUUCAGAAAGAGAUCUGGAAGCUGCCUUAAGGCUGGCUCAUCCUGAGGCAGUUAAAUAUCUUGAGCCUCAAAUCAGACUGGCGGCCAAAGCUGGUAAGCAGAAGAAGGAAUAUAAAUUGUCUAUGGUGUCAGAGAGGACAUUGGACAAAAUCAGGAACUUGGCUGAAGCACCUAUUGAAGCUGUCUUUACUGAUCCUACGUAUGGCAAGUUUGAACGUGGAGAGGCUUUAGAUAAGAUCACACAGGAUGUAAAAAGGGCACUUGAGGAAGAGUGUGAUGAAGAAAGCUUAAAAUUUGUAUCCAAGACCGUUGACACAGUACGGAAAGAGGUUGUUCGCAGAAGGAUUAUUGAUGAAGGACUGAGGGUUGAUGGGAGAUGUCUUGACAAUGUUAGGCCUUUAUUUUGUGAAGCUGGUAAUCUACCUCAAUUGCAUGGAUCAUCACUUUUUUCACGCGGAGAUACUCAGGUUCUUUGUACUGUGACCCUUGGAGCACCUGGAGAUGCUCAACGUUUGGAGUCCCUGGUUGGUCCCUCAACGAAGCGUUUCAUGCUUCAUUAUAGCUUUCCACCAUUCUGUAUUAAUGAAGUGGGUAAAAGAGGUGGCCUGAAUAGGCGUGAAGUUGGACAUGGCACCCUUGCUGAGAAAGCACUGCUUGCUGUCUUACCUCCUGAAGAGGAUUUAAAAUACACAAUUCGUGUUAAUUCAGAAGUCAUGGCAUCUGAUGGUUCAACGUCAAUGGCAACUGUCUGUGGAGGUAGCAUGGCUUUGAUGGAUGCGGGAAUUCCAUUAAGAGAGCAUGUAGCAGGUGUGUCAGUAGGCCUUGUGAGUGAUGUUGACCCAUCAACUGGCACAAUCAAGGAUUACCGCAUACUGACUGAUAUUCUGGGCCUGGAAGAUCAUCUGGGAGACAUGGACUUUAAAAUUGCAGGCACACGGAAUGGAGUAACAGCAAUACAAUUGGAUAUAAAGCCUGCCGGAAUUCCUCUAGAUAUUAUAUGUGAGAGUUUGGAACCUGCAUUUAAAGCUCGGCUUCAGAUACUUGACCACAUGGAGCGAGAGAUAAAUGCCCCACGUACUCAGGAUGAAAGAAAUUCUCCUCGAAUAGUUAGCUUAAAGUACAGCAAUGAAUCUCUUCGCCGCUUGAUCGGGCCUCUUGGUGCCUUAAAGAGAAAAUUUGAGGAAGAAACAGGUGCACGGAUCUCUGUGAGCGAUGGAACACUUACUAUAGUUGCUAAGAACCAUUCUGUACUGGAAAAAGUAUUAGAAAAGGUUGAUUUUAUAAUUGGUCGUGAUAUUGAAGUUGGAGGGAUUUAUAAAGGUACCGUAACAUCGAUCAAAGAAUAUGGUGCUUUUGUGGAGUUUAAUGGUGGCCAACAAGGCCUCUUACACAUUUCUGAAUUGUCACAUGAACCGGUUUCCCGAAUAGCUGAUGUGGUAUCUAUUGGCCAGCAACUUUCCUUAAAGUGCAUAGGGCAGGAUCUUCGUGGCAACGUCAAAUUAUCUCUUAAAGAAACUUUACCCCGACCAGGAUCUGAAACAAAUAAUUUGGUUGAAGGGUCUUUUGCACAUACAAAACAAAACCUUAAUGUUUGGACAUCAGUUGGGGAUAUGCCUAAUGAGCAAGGAAAGCAACUCUCUGCCUUGGGGGAUUCACCAUUGUGUAGAAAUGAAAUUAGUAGGAUAUCCUCUCCUUCUUCAUCGCCAUCUAUUCUAAUUCGAAGCGCUGCAGAGUGUGAUGAGGAGGAAACAUCUGCCAGCUUGAAUCAGAAUCCUAAAAGUAGCUCCAGAGCUCUAAACCCUUCUGAUUCUGUCAAGAAUUUCAAAAAAUUGCCAUCUCAAAGUGACGUGAUUGUCUCAACUUUUUCUGAUUCUGGCCUGUUCCCAACCAGCAAAGCAAACAAGUCGAAACUAUUUUCACCAAAGGAAAGAGAGAAAGAAUCCAAUUCUAACUUUGUAAGUGACAAUGAAGCUGAGAAUGAAUACACCUCUGCAUCCUCUUCACAUUCUCAGGAUGAUCUAAAUGAUAAGGAAGCUGUGGUUGAGGCUUCAAUAAAUUCAAAAAAUCUAAAGCUAGGGAUGAAGGUAAUAGCUAAGGUUCAUCAAAUUCGCGCACGGGGAAUAGUCCUUGACUUGGGUGAUGGAAUUCGUGGGAUGUAUCGGUUUGAGGCUGGUGGCAGGAGAGACUUUGAGGUUGGUGGUGAGUUGCGAGUCAAGUGUUCAAGUUUUACUAGCAAGGGAAUCCCCGUAAUGUCUAUGGUAGAAGAGGAAUAGUCUUAUAUUGGCUUAAUCCUGAGAAUAAUGUCUCAUGCAUGACAAUGAGCAACAACAGUGGCUUGAAGGAAUAUCAUGUACCAUAAGUGCAGGGAUGUUGAAAAUUUUGCUAGUAUUUUAUGGUGUGCAUGGGUCGAGGCAUGUGAUAUUCAAAUGACCUUGUGGUCAGUGCAGCUUUGGUUCGAAAAAAGCUUUUGCGACCUGGCUAGUCCGUUUAACCAUCAGGUUAGCUGGGUUCUCACUUGAAGUCUUGUUAUUACGAAGUAUGUUAGAACUUUGCCUAUAUGGACUGUCAUGAUUAUAAUUGGCCCAACAUGCACUCCAAAUUUUGAUUAGGUAAGCCAUGUAACUUCAUUGUAAAUUUUGUUUUCUAAUAAUUUUGUUAUGAAUAUUUUUUAUUAUCGUGAAAAGGGAAAAUGAAACAAUAUCUUGCAAUCCUA
Camellia sinensis is the source of this 3542-nucleotide messenger RNA. RefSeq names its product polyribonucleotide nucleotidyltransferase 2, mitochondrial. Gene Ontology annotation, cellular component: cytosol; chloroplast stroma; mitochondrion. The record is from RefSeq and is a predicted model, not a curated record. NCBI's taxonomy places the organism in Eukaryota, Viridiplantae, Streptophyta, Magnoliopsida, Ericales, Theaceae. Gene Ontology annotation, biological process: mitochondrial mRNA catabolic process; mitochondrial RNA 3'-end processing. Gene Ontology annotation, molecular function: polyribonucleotide nucleotidyltransferase activity; 3'-5'-RNA exonuclease activity; RNA binding.